This is a messenger RNA of Staurois parvus, 303 nucleotides long. NCBI's taxonomy places the organism in Eukaryota, Metazoa, Chordata, Amphibia, Anura, Ranidae. The record is from the annotation of a GenBank genome assembly.
GCCGGCACAAGUGGUUGGGGCCCCUUCAUCUGUAAUGUAAACAGCUGUUUCCUAGGGCUCUUGAAAUGAGAAUAAGCCCCAUUUGUUCCCCAGGAUUGAGGAAAAGAUGCAAAAAGCAGCACACUGCUUGAAAUGGUUUCUUCACCACUACAUGUGGACUACAUACCACUUUCAGUAAGAAAAACAAGACACAUCCCAAAAGAUCUUCUUGGCUGUUGCAAUAUACGUGGUGUAACUUGUUUCCUAUAUAAAGCACCGUGAUGUCCCAUCCUGUAGUGAAACAAUUAAUAUGUGGAAAGUCAC